AUGCAUACGAUAGGACGACAAAAUACUCUGGCAACGAGGACAGGGGAAGACAAAGACUAUAUACACACCGGGGAGGGGAACACAGGUGGAAACAAUCAGGAAUCAGGGAAGAAACCAGACCAUGACACAGGAGGAAGGGCAAUCCUUAUAAUGUGUGGAAAUCUUCUUGUAAUAAUCUCCAUCAUUUACUUCAAACAACUCCACACUCCUACAAACUACCUCAUCCUCUCUCUGGCUGUGGCUGACCUGCUUGUUGGGGUUGUAGUUUUGCCUUUCAGCAUAAUACUGACUGUAACUUCAUGUUGGUAUCUUGAAUAUUUACUCUACAGAUAUUACGCAGUGUGUCAGCCUCUGAGCUAUAGAACUAAAAUGAAUGUUCAUGUUAUUGUUGUCAUGAUCCUGUUGAACUGGACUGUUUCUGCUCUUCUUGGAAUUGGCAUCACAAUACGGGGAUUGAAUGAAGGGAAAUCAAAUCGGUGUGUUAUAUUUCAACAUACAAGUUCAGCAAUUAUGGGAACUGCUUUUGUUUUUUAUAUCCCAGCUUUCAUAAUGUUCUCCAUCUAUCUAAAGAUUUUCAUUGUGGCACAGAGACAGGCACGCAGCAUCCAGAACACAACCUGUCAGAGAAAAAAGUCUGGAGCAGCUAUCAGUAAGAGGGAAAGAAAGGCCACCAAAACUCUGGCUGUUGUUAUGGGAGUAUUCCUCAUCUGUUGGACUCCUUUCGUCCUUUGCAUCACAUCUUACCCUUUGAGUAAUUACACAACACCAGUUCCUUUGAUUGAAACAUUUAAAUGGCUUGGAUGGUCCAACUCAAUGCUAAAUCCAUUGGUCUAUGGUUUCUUUUACCGCUGGUUUCGAUCAUCUUUCAGAAUGAUAAUUUCUGGGAAAAUAUUUCAAGGUGAUUUUACUAAUUCUAAGCUCUUUUGACUCAUUGUUAAAGUGCUGCAAUUUCACUAAUGCUGUA
This is a messenger RNA of Centropristis striata (black sea bass), 964 nucleotides long. Its product is annotated as trace amine-associated receptor 1-like. The record is from RefSeq and is a predicted model, not a curated record. Gene Ontology annotation, biological process: G protein-coupled receptor signaling pathway. Gene Ontology annotation, molecular function: trace-amine receptor activity. Bases 1 to 927 code for a protein of 308 amino acids. Gene Ontology annotation, cellular component: membrane. The transcript is spliced from 3 exons. Lineage: Eukaryota; Metazoa; Chordata; Actinopteri; Perciformes; Serranidae.